Messenger RNA from Psilocybe cubensis, 936 nucleotides. RefSeq lists its product as uncharacterized. The coding region runs from base 1 to 936 and encodes 311 amino acids. Lineage: Eukaryota; Fungi; Basidiomycota; Agaricomycetes; Agaricales; Agrocybaceae. The transcript has a single exon. The record is from RefSeq and is a predicted model, not a curated record.
AUGGUCUUCCCAUUUGCAAGACUUCCUCUUGAGCUGGCUCUUGAGGUCCUGUACCUUGCGGCGUCUACUGGAUGGAGCGCCAAUGAUCGAUCACAAUCUCGCAUUUAUCACACUGCAACCAGUCUGUGCCUUGUAUCGUCGAACUUUCGCCAAAUAGCCAUGCGCCACCUCCUACACACAGUAAUCCUCAACAGUCAUAAAAAUGUUGUUUUAUUCCUUCGAUCUCUUCGACAACAAAAUUCGUACGCGUCGAAACGCUCUCGUCUUUCCAUUGAUUAUCCCAGACUCAUUCGCCACUUAUGGAUUUCGGAAUGUCUACCACCCCUAAUGGAUUCUCCAGAAGACGAUUUCAUUGAUUAUAGGUCUUUCUACCAUAUCAUUUCCAAAGUCGAUACGCUAGGUUUUAAUUUUGACGCUCUCCAUCUCUUGUAUGAAGCGCUAGGAGACGAACACAAGGCUUAUUUGCGACGUUGGGACUGCAGGCGUGUAACCUUGGGGAUAAACCCUCCGAGAUGGAACGGCUUAGUAUCGACGAGCUCUGGAGCUGCGUUUUUGAGGGAGAUCACACAUCUCACACUUUGGUAUCCGACCUAUGACGGUGUCUCUCGUUUCCCGUGCGGUCAGGUACCUCAAUGGAUCGCUUCAGUGCCUUUUAAGCACAUGCCGAACCUCACUCAUUUUGCCUUCACGCUUGUGAGCACAUCAACCUCACCAUCAACAUCUGUCCUCGUGUAUAAGCUUCCAACAUCUUCAUCUUCUCUGAAAAAAGGAGCCACCCAAUUCCUCGAAUGGGCCUCAUCUUCGGAUCCGUUUGCAUUUGGUUUCGUAUUCCAUCUCGACAUUAACGAGCCGACGACGGGUUCGAUUCCAAAGGAGGAUUGGGAGUUGGCGUACUAUAAAGGUGAAAAUGACAUCUGGAGCGCGGCCAGUUCAUAA